This is a messenger RNA of Rodentolepis nana, 2907 nucleotides long. NCBI's taxonomy places the organism in Eukaryota, Metazoa, Platyhelminthes, Cestoda, Cyclophyllidea, Hymenolepididae. The record is from the annotation of a GenBank genome assembly.
AUGCUUUCCUGUUAUCUACUCACCAUUCUUGUGUAUUUAUCAGUUGCGACUUCAUCUAAGCAUAAUGCGGGCAUUAUCAACUUCCUCAUUUCUGAAAGCGCGUCAGUUGGAGAUGUGGUGGGAACACUAGAGACUAUGAAUAUUUCGGGUUCUUCUAAAAGACAAGGAGAUGGACCUCUAUUUAUUCUCCAAGAUACUACCUACUUUUCAUUAAUUGGAUCUCACCAAAACACUGUCGUGGUAAACCGGUUAUUAGAUAGGGAUAAUGAUAGAAAAUUAUGCCGAGAGCCAACUUGGCCAGAGGUUUGCGCCUGGUCUGGCGUCCUGUUUGCUCAUGAUGGAGUCGUACUCAGCCUUAGGAUAACAAUCACGGAUGCUAAUGAUAACAUUCCAAGGUGGCCAGAAUCAGCGCUAAGCAAACCCCGAAAUUCGAAAGAUGGAAAGCCAGCGAUUGAACUGUUGAUAGCUGAGAACACACCUAUUAGGAGUUUGUUUGACCUUCCAUUGGCAGACGACCGUGACUAUGGAAAAAAUGGAAUUGUCAAUUAUGAGCUAAUCACCACGGAGAAUCAGGGUCGUUUCUCUCUUAUUUGCACGACAGGACCAAAUGGAGUCGUCCCAAGACUACAAGUACUGGAAAUGCUAGAUAGAGAGGAGAGAGACGAAUACGAGAUGCAGAUUGCAGCAAUAGAUGGAGGAAAUCAGAAAACUAUUGCGGGACUGUAUGUUUACUUGGUAGAUGAGAAUGAUAAUAGCCCAAUCUUCACUCACCUUAAAAACUUACCAGAAGAAGAGAAGCAACGGACCAAAUUUGUUAUCGAAGUCGACGAAUCUAUACCAGUGAAUUCAGCUCUUCCAAUGCAUCCAGUAGCCACCGAUGCUGAUUCAGGAGACUUUGGACGAGUACGCUAUCGAUUUUCCUUCUCAACACCGGAAUACGUCAGGAGAGAUUUUAGUAUUGAGCCGACGACCGGGAAUAUAAUCGUACAGAAUAAUCUAGACUGCGACGCAGGAGGUGUUGCAGAAUACGUAUUUUCCAUGGUUGCUGAGGAUAGUGCUCCACAACCCUUGACGGCAGUUGCGACUGUGGUUAUUAUCGUUCAUGAUGUGAACGAUAACGCACCAACAAUAAGUUUAACCCCAGCUACACUCAAAACCGACGGACUGUAUGAUUCCACUUUCUUUCCAUCUUUUGAAGACAGUAGAGAUACCUUUCAUUUGAUUGAAGAAAUGCCGUCUGGACAACUGGUAGCAACAGUAGCUGUCACAGAUCCAGAUUCAGAUCAAGACGGUGAAUUCUUUUGUGAUCUUGGGGGAAGUUCGGAUUUUACUCUUCAUGCUCUUCCGUGGAUCGGUGCGACAAAAGUAUACCAACUUCUUUCAGCAAGGAGAUUUGAUAGAGAAGUAGAAGCACUAAUAUCUGUCACACUAAAAUGCGUAGACAGAGGAAAUCCUCCACAGGCAUCCAGUAAGAUUAUCCCAAUCACUCUUAUCGAUGUAAACGACAAUCGGCCUUACUUUCAACAGCCAAUUUAUCAAUUCUCGAUCCGAGAAAAUAAGCCCCCUGGCACGUUGGUUGGCCGAGUGAUCGUUCAGGACAACGAUGCUGGAAUAAAUGGAGAGGUGGACAUCACUCUUUCCUGCAAGACUGGACGUCAUCAACACCUCUUUUCCAUUAAUGAAAAAGGUGAAAUUCGAUCUAAUGAAGUGCUUGAUCGUGAAGCUAAUCCGAAGCGAAUCCAGUUCACAGUAGUGGCGGAAGAUAGAGGCAAACCCUCAUUCAGAACUACAGCAGAAGUGACCAUAGAAAUUGAAGACGAAAAUGACUGCUCUCCCAAAUUCGCUUUUCAAAAUUACCACUUCUCAAUUGAAGAGGAUCAAGAGGCAUAUAGGCGAACAGUCAGAGAGGUGGGAUCUGUUCAAGCAUUUGAUCAAGACAUCGGACCCAACGCGGAAAUUCAGUAUUUAAUUGAAGAACCGGACUCGCCUUUCGAGAUUUCCCAAAACGGAACGAUAUAUGCAGUUCGAAAGUUGGACAGAGAGGUGAAAUCAACGUACCUGCUUUCUGUAAUGGCUAAAGAUUUACCAACUCAACAAUUUGAGAAAUCUUUGAAUUCGACAACUCAAGUGAGGGUCACAAUCACAGAUAUUAAUGAUCAUGCGCCCGUCUUCAUAUUCCCGCGUUUAAACACAUCAUCUGAUGCUAUUCCAAAAAUAAAACUAUCAGCUUUAGAACCGAUCGGUCAUCGAAUAGCAAAGCUGCAGGCAAAGGACGCAGACACAGGGACGAAUGCCAAGAUACGGUAUUCCCUCCUGGAGAAUUCUCGAUUGCCGAUGGGCACAGAAAAACUAUUUCACCUCUCCGAAGACAGUGGAGAAUUAUUUAUUGCUGCCAAGUUACCUACUUCGAAAGGGAGUAGUCAUCAUCUCAAAGUGCAAGCCACUGAUGGUGGAAGCCCACCACUCUCUUCUACACUAAGUCUUCAGAUUGUCCUGGAUCCCACUCUUCCUGCCACUUCUCCUGGGGAUUCUAGCGGACACGAUGAGGGUGGUGAUGUACUAAACAACAUCUACUUGAUCGUUAUCAUCACCUUCGCCGUCUCCAUAGCGUUCGUGAUUCUGGUGAUUGCCAUCUACUUCAUGUCAAAGGAUCGUCGAUCGAAGGGCUACUGCUGUUUCGCUUCUUCUUCAGCUAGAAAUAAAGCCAGACAACUGAACGUUACUAACGGCCUAAACUAUCACAUGGCUGGGAGCAAUCAAAUCCCUGAUCACUCAACGCCCAUUGGAUUUACUAAUGCUUCAGACUACAUGACUAACUUGGGCUCAGCGUCGUAUGUUCUUGAGAAAGACAGUCCACUGCAAUGCCCGCCUUCUGAGGGUAAGCUUACUGAAACAAAACUUUUGUAG